This is a messenger RNA of Nicotiana attenuata, 4140 nucleotides long. Its product is annotated as RRP12-like protein. The record is from RefSeq and is a predicted model, not a curated record. NCBI's taxonomy places the organism in Eukaryota, Viridiplantae, Streptophyta, Magnoliopsida, Solanales, Solanaceae. The transcript has 18 exons. Bases 64 to 3624 code for a protein of 1186 amino acids.
UUUCUAAAACCCUCGCCUUAAACCCCAACAGAGACAACAACAUCGUCUCUCUUUCUCUACACAAUGGAUCCUUCAGACAACAACAAUGUCUUCAACGACAACUCCGACAUCUGCGAACAACUCCUCCAACGUUACACUAAAUCCUCCGCCCCUCAACACCGCCACCUCAUCGCCACCGCCGCCGCCACCCGUUCCAUAAUACAAUCUGAAUCCUUACCCUUAACCCCAUUUUCUUACUUCGCAGCCACAAUCUCCACACUUUCGAAUAAUUCCCAAAAUACCCUUGACCCACAAGCCUUAUCUGCUUUAUCAUCUUUCUUAGCUAUUGUUCUUCCUUUAAUUAAGGAUGUUUCUUCAGAUAAAGCUACUGAGGCUAUUGGUGUAAUUGUGGCUAUUCUUGAAAAGCAGCCAUUAGAGAGUGAGGGUGUUUUGGGGACUUCUACUGUGAGAGCUUUUGUUAAGUGUUUGGGAAUUUUGGUGGGGUUUUGUGAUAAGGAAGAUUGGAGUUCUGUGGAAUUGGGUUUUGAGUCACUUGUAAAGUUCUCCAUUGAUAAGCGUCCGAAGGUGAGGAAAUGUGCUCAGGAUUGUAUUCUAACUGUUUUCAUGUCAUUUGGUUCAUCUUUGGUGGCUAAGAAAGCUGGUAAAAGAAUGUACUCCUUGAUAGAAGAUAACAUGACAUUGGCAAUGAAACUAAGUGCUCCAAAGGAAAUAAGUGGACCUAAAGAUGAACAUCAAGAGGUGCUUCACUCCCUAAAUAUUCUGAAGCCUAUUAUACCGUACCUUCCAGUCAAAGUCAAUCAGAAGCUACUUGCUCAACUAGUGGAGCUUAUGAGUUCCCAGAGCUCAGCAUUCACAAGACACAUUUUUGAUAAUAUUGGGGCAAUAUUAGAUGCUUCAGGAGUUGAAAUCAUUCUUCAAGAUGCUGACAACAUUAUAAAAGGGCUUAUAUCAUACAUAUCGUCUGCGGAGAACCCUGUUGACAAUGUAUUGCUUGCCGCAUCUUUGGCAAAAAGCAUUAUUGAGAAAAUCCAUGAUGGAGGAAUAAGUGUUUGGAUUACGUAUUUGCCGUUGGUUGUUGGCUGCAUAUCAGGUCUUCUUACACGUCCGGAAAAUAUUGCUUUACAGUCUUCAAAUAUUUUGAAAGAACUGAUCAUUGCCCAUAUUGAUGGGAAAAAGUUUUUGACUGGUAAAAAGCAGGCAGUGGAUGAUGAGGCUCUCAACAUUUCUGAAUUUGCAGCAGUGAAAGCUAUUUGUUUAGUCUUUGAAGAUCUGCUUAUCAGCUCUUCUGAAUUCCCAAACGACCAUAUCUUGGCAGUCCUUUCCGUUAUUUUCCUUAAAUUGGGUGAGGUCUUGGACUUAUGCGCGAAAGGUCUAAUACUUAAACUUGCUGAUUGGAUGGCUGUUGCUUCUGGCGGUGCUUAUGAUACAAAAAAUCUUCAAGUGUGCAUAGGAGCAGCUGUUAUUGCUAUGGGGCCAGAGAAACUGCUUGCCCGGUUACCCAUCACCCUGAAUGCGAAGGAUUACUCCGUUUCAAACACUUGGUUGAUUCCUAUUCUAAAUAAAUAUGUAUGUGGAUCAUCGCUAGGGUUCUUUAUAAAGCACAUGGUGCCACUAGCUGUGUCCUUCGAACAGGCAUCAUCAAAAGUUAAAAAGUCAGUAAUUCGGGAAGAACUGCAGGCUUAUGCCCGUGGAUGUUGGGGGCUAUUACCCGCCUUUUGUCGCAGUCCAUCUGACGUUCAGAAGAAUGCCCAAGCUUUGACUACGCUUUUGAUCCCUUUCCUCAAGGAGGAGUCCUUUAUGCUUGAGAAUAUUUCUGCAGCUUUGCAGGAACUGGUCAAUAAGAAUAAAAGUGCAUUUGCAUCUGAUAACUUUUCUGAAGACCUUAUAGUUCCCCAAAAGGAGGAUGAAAAUCUGGAUUUGGCAUUGGAGUUCAAACGCAAAUGCUCUUACUCAAAGAAGUCCGCAAGCAAAAAUAUUAAGGCUUUGGCAUCUUGCUCUGAGGAAUGGCUUCAGGCUUUAGUAAAUGUCUUUUUUAAGUCAUCUCCUGCAAAUUACCAGCAAUUCAAGGAGGCAAUAGAGUGCUUGACAUGCAUCAGUGAUUCUUCGACAACCCAAAGGAUCUUUACUUCCACAAUGGGGAGAUCCGGGAUUAUGAAUGAUUCUGGUGAAUACAGGAAGCUUGGAUUUCAUUCUGAUGGCUCAACAGACAACGAAGAAAAUAACACCACUCUUCUUGGGGAAGUAGCUAAGAGGUGCUUGGUCUUGGAGCUGGGAUCGUGCUUUGUUGAAGGAGCUAGCGAGGAUCUCAUUAAAAUCUUUUUUGGCAUUGCUAAGGAUGUUUUGGAGGCUACUCAUGGGGCUGGUCAUCUUGAAGCAUAUCACAUUCUGAAUAGAAUAUUAGAGCAGAAAAGUUCCUGGUUUCGCUCUUCGCAUGUUGAGCAGCUCAUGGAUUUAUUGGCUAGUGUAAAACCUCCAACUGAUGUAAAAUCACUGGAGAGUCGCUUUGCCUGCUAUAAAACCUUGUUGAUUGAUUCAAUACAGGGGAAUUUGGACGAGGAGAACACGCAGGCCUUUCUCAUUCUGAAUGAGAUUAUUCUCACAUUAAAAGAUUCCACGGAAGAAGGUAGAAAGACGGCCUAUGAUGCCCUUAUCGGUGUGUGUUCUAGCUUGAGAGAUUCAUCAUCUGUUAAGUCGAAUGAAUCUUACAAGAAGUUCAUUGAUAUGAUUAUAGCUUACCUUUCUGGUUCGUCACCACAUAUAAAAAGUGGAGCAGUCUCUGCACUCUCUGUUCUGGUAUACAGUGAUGCCGAUAUCUGUGUCUCAGUCCCUGAUCUGGUCCCUUCCGUUCUGACUCUGCUGCAGAGUAAAGAUGUCGAAGUUACAAAAGCUGUUCUGGGAUUUGUUAAAGUAAUGGUAUCGAGCAUUCAAGCAAAGGACCUGCACAUUCUGCUCUCGGACAUUGUCAAUGGAGUGCUACUCUGGUCAUCUGUGUCACGGCAUCAUUUUAGAUCAAAGGUCACAGUCAUCAUGGAGAUCUUGAUGAGAAAAUGUGGAGUUGCCGCAGUUAAGUCAAUUGCAGCUGAGAAGUAUAAAAACUUUAUCAAGACAGUUGCAGAGAAUCGCCAUGGCAAGACAAACUCUAGAGAAGAUGGUACCCCUGAGACAGAAUCAACACCUUCGGAUUCAAGGCAGCGGAAAAGGAAGGAUAGAGAAUCUAGUGAUUCACUCAAGGAAAAAGACUCCAGGGAACCUUACAAAAGGAAAAAGAGAAAGGAGGGCGGAAAGGAUUCAUCCACGAAAUUUGCCAAGCAAGGUGUCACGGGAGGUGGGAAAAGAAAAAGGGAGAUGAAAAUGAAGAACAACACUGCUGAUGAACCUUAUUUCUCUUCAGGCAGCAGUGCUGGUAAGAAUCUGGUAAAAAGAAAGAGAGAAUUCAGUUAUCACAAACAUGAAGGUGAUAAAGCACCACUACAGAUGAGAGGCGAAGGAGGCAAAUUUAAGAGGGGCUUCCCGGGAAAGGGAAAGACAGAAAGGCAAAAAAGGCCAGCUAAUGAUGUACGAGGUUCAGGUGCUGAACACAAAAGGGGUCAGAAUAGAAGGCAGAAAACUAAUAAAAAUAGUUAACAUAUCGGAAGAACUUUUCGUUUAUUCACUUUUGCAAGUAAACAUCGCAUGGGGGGAGAUGAAGAGCAAUCUCUUAUUCCGAAGUAGAUCGAAAUGAUGCAUAUCUUCUGCUCGGGAGAUGUAUUCAGUGCACCAGUGAUGGAUUUUCAGUGUCAUAACAGUUGCUGGCAUCGGAAGAUAUCAAGAAUGUGUCAAUGCACAAACCAUACUUCAUAUGGUGCAAUGUGCCUUGUAUACCAUCUGUUCCUAAGUUCUGUUCUGAGAGCUUAGUGGCAAUCAAGUUUUGUUUUAUUUUGGUCACAGUUUAGUUGCAAUUUUGUAUUCUACAAAGGGUGAGUGAGUAUUUAUUAGGUAGUUUUCAACAAUCUUAUAAGAUGGCAAUCUUAUAUCCAUUUGUAUCUCCCAGUCGUAGUUGGGAACAUAAAGUUUGUUGAUAUAAAGACAUGGUACAAUUCUAUUUAAUUUUGUUUAGAAAUGAUAUAGAAUGGGGUGGAGAUACUAUUUCUGAAAGCGGUA